UGUGGAUUACGACCGAGCUGAAAACUGAGUAGAUCUCCAAAGACUGAGACACUAUACGGAAUGUUUAUAGAUCGGCGACUUGAAAUUAUGGAUUCGGAAGUGCGGUGGUUAUGAUACAACGAUUCAGAGAGGGCUAGGAAAUACACGCAUACCAAACUUGGAGGUUCGCUGAGGGAAAUCCCGGCUGUUGGAAGUAAAAGAUGGCCGCCGGGCAGCUGAGUAGUUCGCGAUGUUGUCUAGGGGGUUGUGUGUUGUGGUUGCUUCUCACCUACGGACACUGCUUCAACAUGGCAUGUAUAGAAGUGAAACGGGCCUACAAAGAAAAAGGUUUCAGCGAAAACGACGUUCCAAUCAAGGCUAUUCCAGGCGACCACCUGGAUGUGUGUCCCCAGGGCUACACGUGCUGUACGAGCGACAUGGAGGGCAAGCUGAAACACCUCAGUAUGAAGGAACAUGAGCAGCAGCUGAACCAGGCCUACAAACUCAUUAAAACUACCUUCUCAUCAAGGACGAAAAAAUUUGAUGAAUUUUUUACAGAACUGCUCGACAAAGCUCGGCAGGACUUGCACGAGAUGUUUGUGAAGACGUACGGACUUCUUUACCAGCAGAAUGCUCAAAUAUUCUCCGAUUUAUUCGACGAUUUACGAGGAUAUUACAAAGGCAAGGAUAAAAAUCUAAUGGACGUGAUGGAUAAUUUCUUCAGUAGACUGUUACAGAAGAUGUUCGAGCUGCUGAACCGGCAGUACGAUUUCGACGAUGAGUACAUGAGCUGUGUUACGGAACGUAUGGCCGAUCUGAAGCCAUUCGGAGACGUCCCCAAUAAGUUGUCCAUUCAAAUUAAAAGAGCAUUUAUUGCUGCAAGAACGUUUGUUCAGGGUCUUGCUAUUGGACGAGAUGUCAUUAUGAGUGUUAUGGAGAUUCCCAGUUCAGAGCAGUGUACUAGAGCUCUGAUGCGGAUGAUGUACUGUCCCCACUGCCGCGGGCUCACGCAGACGAAGCCGUGCAACAACUACUGUCUGAACACCAUGAAGGGCUGUCUGGCAUACCACGCAGAGCUCAACGUAGCAUGGAAUGAAUAUAUUGAUGCUUUAAAAAUGCUGGCCAAUCGUUUGGAGGGACCGUUCAAUAUAGAGAGCGUGGUUGACCCGAUAGAUGUGAAGAUAUCGGACGCCAUAAUGAAUCUGCAGGAAAAUAGUGCACAAGUGUCGUCAAAAAUAUUUGCUGGAUGCGGGACCCCGAGACUCGGCCGCAAGAAGCGAGAAGCUGAAAACUUUGAGUACACGUUCAACUUCCAACCGAAGCAGCAGUCGGUGCGUCCGACGACGGCAGCGGGAACGAGCCUCGACCGACUGGUGCGCGACAUCAAGGAGAAGGUGAAGAUGGCCAAGGACUUCUGGGUGCAGCUGCCGUACACGGUGUGUAACGACGAGGACCUUGCCGCGUCGCCCAUGACGGAGGAUGACUGCUGGAACGGACAGGACAGAGCUAGAUAUAUCCCCGAUGUACAGAAAGAUGGCGUUGUGAAUCAGAUCAACAACCCGGAGGUUGAGAUUGACGUGACGAAGGCGAAUAACGUCGUCUCACGCCAGAUCAUACAACUCAAGCUGAUCACAAGUCGACUGCAUAGUGCGUACAAUGGACUCGACGUAGACUGGAUUGAUACAGACAUCGAUGGACUCAGUGGCAGUGGUAGUGGUAUGGAGGGCAGUGGAUCUGGGGGAGGUGUUAUUUCUGAGGAGGAGGAGAAAGGCAUCGUUAAUAUUGACAACCCGCCGUACACCACUGACGGGAAAGGAAAGGGUAACCGUGGCAGGGGAGGAAAAACAAAAGGUGGUCGGAGAAAACACGGCCCACAUGACGAGGAAAUCGACCCGGAUACAGCCGUCAAGCCGAGUUCGAGCGUUCAGCAGAGCGCAUCCGUGGGACUUCUUGUAACGCUUGUUGUGAUUGGACAGACUGUUGUGUUGUGGCGGCAAGGGUUGCUGUGUUGAGGGGGACGUGGUCAUGGAAACAACACAAUGCAAGCAAUACAUCAACAAUGUGCCUAUUUAUAUCUCUGGUGCUGUGCUGGCAGCAGUUUGUACAAAAAAUAACUGGAAAAAAUAACAAGAAACCAACAUAACAAAAAUCCACUGUUUCGUCUGCUGGCAACUUAGACCCUCUGAACUGUAAAGUCAGUGAUUUGGUUGCUAUAGCAAGUUAAAACCUUUGAACUGUAAAGUCAACAAUUUGAUUGCUGGCAAGUUAGAACCCUUUGAACUGUGAAGUCCAUGAUUUUAUUUCUGGCAGGUUAGACUGUUUAAACUGUUAAGUCCAUGAACUGUCAAGUCCAUGAUUUUAUUGCUGGCAAGUUUUUAGACUGUUUGAACUGUAAAGUCCAUGAUUUGACUGCUUACAUUUUAGAAUCCUUUGAACUGUAAAAUCCAUGAUUUUAUUUGAACUGUCAAAUCCAUGAUUUGAUUGCUGGCAAGUUAGACCUUUUAAACUGUAAAGUCCAUGAUUUAACUGCUAGUAAAUUAGAACCUCUCGUGAAGUUUACAGUUUAAAGUCUGCAAUUUGUCUGCUGGCAAGUUAAUAGUUUUCUGUUGUAAAGUCUACAAUUUGAUGUCCCAAGAGUUGUCUGCUGGCAAACUCGACACUUUCUGUUGUAAAGUCUACAAUCGAAAAAUCGAUGAUUUAAGUCCAUAAUUUGCCUGCUGCCAAAUUGGACCAUCUCAGUUGAAAAGUCUGUUUUUUGUCAGCCAUUUAUAGUAAUGAACUUCUGAAAUGAAACUUUCUAACUUUAUCCUGUGACAGAAUUGACUUCAAGUUCUCAGGAGCACAUAAUUUCAUGAUGGGGUAAACAGUUGUCCAGGAAUAAAAUUGUGCAGAUAUUCAUUCGAUCCUGGUGUGUAAUUUGAGUGACGAGGUGAGAGGAUGGAAAUAUGACUGUGUUCAUUCAUUGUGGCUCCUAACUCAGCACAAUUAGAUGAGGAGUCGAGUGCUAUUUUAAUAUGUGAUGUAAUGGGAACAUGGCAGAACAGGAGCAAAAAUACAUUUUAGUCUCUGCUUGGUUUUGGUGAAAACAUAUUUCGUAGGAGGAAAUUUGUGCCGAGAAUACUGUUUGAAACAGACAGUUGUGACAAACAACUCGAGUAUGCAGUAUAAAUGACCUCAUUUAUACCUCAACUUUACACACGCUGGUUGUUCUUCAUACGGUCAAACUAUGAUGAUAAGUUAUGAAUGGAGUUGAUUGAUGUGCAUUUUAUAGGAUAAAUAAACCAGAAUGUGAAAAGAAAAAAAAUAUUAACUUUAGAGGUUUAAUAAUAUACAUACAUGUAUGUGCAUUUAUGAAUUAACCUCAUUUAAUCUGUGGAUACUGAGAGAUUCACAAAUUAAUAGUUUGUGAGCAAAAAAACUGAACUUUUGUGUUGCGGUAUUUGUGUAUAUUGGUGUGGCCCUUUCUCAUACGAGUACAGAUGUUUCGACAAUCACCUUUAGCCACCUGGCAACUGAAAAUAGAAGACCAGUAAUCCAGUUUAGUUUUUCAAUUUUUUAUUAAUUAUCAUUACUUUAACACUUAUUGUACUAACACUACCUACAACAUAACACAUAACGUAAAGCUAAUUAUUCAGAUUCUAAAUCGGCUGAUUUUUAAUUCCACAAUUUGAUAAUUUUGACCUAUUAACUUUCAUUCCGUUUUAUUCUUUAUCUUCUCUGGCAGUUUUUCAUUUCAAGACCAAGGUUAAACAUUCAGGGGUUUUUUUCUGUUUUUUUAAUAACAGGCCAAAGAAAAUAUAUGUGUUGUUGAAAAUAAGACAGAAGUGGGUAAGGUGAGGGUUUGGAAUAGUGUGAAAAUUUUGAACAUUUUGUUAAAGAAUAUAAAUGUAACAAUCAUAAGCAGGUGAGAUAAUUGUACAUACGUAUUACAUGUGUGUAUUAAAAAAUUACCUGCUUCUGGGGGGGCUAUUUUAGCAGGUGAAUUUCCAUUUCACCUGUUUGGUCUUUAAAAAAUAACCCCCUUUCGCCGGUUUUAUUUUCGAGCCCUGACAUUUUUCAUAGAAGAUUUAAGAUGCUAUUUACUAAAUAUGGGUGAAAGUUGAAUAUGGGGAAUAUAUAAUAUAUAGAAAUAAAUAGAUUAUUAUAUAAGUGGGAGUGCCAUAUAAUUUUUAUGGAAAACAUUUUAGAAUUGUUUUUUAAAAAAUUGUUUCCGUGUUGAGUUCUCUAAAUUUGUGAUAAUUUAUUUUGCUUGUGUUUACCACUAACUAAUUAAUUUAUUACACACAUUAAGUAUGACUUUAUUUGCUACGCAGUUAAUGUCAACAACACUGAGUGAACUGUGUUACGAAUUCAUUGAGUGCCAUCAUAAUGUGACACACGCAGUAAAUACAUAUAGUUCCCGAUUAUUACAAGAAUGAAACUACACAAAUACAACUACCACAUAUUACCUUAUUUCCUCUAAUAAGUGCCGACCUCCAAUAAAAAAUAAACGCCGGGCUCUCUAAUAAAUUUUGGGUGUCCAAUAAAAGCCAGGUAGGACAUCUGAAAACUGAUUACUCCCUGGCAUAAUUUAAAAUAAUAAUAAUAACUUAUUAAAAUUGCUGGUCCCUUUUUAUGACUUAUUGUUUGAAAAAAUAAAGACCGGGUCUCCAAUAAUCGCCGGGUCUGUGACCAUUUUGAGAUUAAUAUGCACCCGGGUGUUUAUUAUAGGAAAUACGGUAUACUUAUUUUAUUUUAUUUUGUUGUUUUUGAAUGCAACCUCAUCGAUACAUUAAUGAUUUUAUUUUCAUAAAUUACAAAUUAUAAGAUCGCUAUCUUUAAAACAUAAGUUAUGUUACAAGGGUACCAUAACAAUAUUGUUAUGCAGGGGUCGACAUUGGCUGACAUUGCUGCCAGAUAUUUGGUCCAGCAACUAACAAGUUGCUCUGGCCCAAUCAAAACCUUCUGAACCAAGCAUGGUUGAUUCAAACUAAUAUGUGAAUUUAAACAUAAAAUAAUUGCCGGGACGACUAACAAAAAAUCUCCCGGCUUGUAGUGAUGUUGACCAGAAAAAAACUUGUCGGCAUAGUAGUAUUUCGACCCCUGCUAUGACACUUGCUACAAAGACAGCAUCAGAUAAUGUCAUUUUUAAUAUAAGCCCGGGAACAUUUUUGUUUUCAAACUUUUGAUAAGUGACAGUUAUUAUUUUAUUGCACUUUAUUUGGAUGAAGACUGAAUUAGGUUACAUUAUUUUCAAAGAAAUAUUGUCAGAUCGAUAAUUUUUUUUUAAAAUUUUGUAUCUUAAUCCCUUUUUAUUAACAGUCAAUAUUUUACUUUUAUGUCUACUUAAGUUUGUGUUACAUUGACUUAAGUUAGUUUUAUAUCUUUUAUUAUUUAAUUUUCAGUGAGCUUUCACUGAUAGCCAUAUAACCUGUAGUUGGCCAUGUUUCAGUGGCCAUAUUAUGAAAAAAUGGCAGAUACAGAUGGUGUGAUUUUGUUUGAUCCAUCACAACAAACCACAUGUAUGUGUCUCAUAACAUUAAUAGGCCAAAAUGUUUACACUUCAGUUUAUUAUUUACAUUCAAGUGUUGUUGAUUGGUUUGGGGGUGGGGGUGGGGGUGGGGUCUCUUCUUUUUUUUUCUUCUUUUUAAUUUAAUGAGAAAUUAAUAAACAAAUUAUUAAAUUAUUAAAAAUGUUUAUUCUUAUUCCUGUCUCUGAUUUUGUCCCCAUGCAUGACUUACACUUUACCGGUUCUUUUUAAAGUAAUGACCAAAAUGUUUGACUGGUUCUUUUUAACUUAAUGGCCAAAACUGUCCCUUUUUUUUCAGCUAAUGGUCAAAAGUUGUGGAUUAUAUAAUAAGAUAUUUUUAUUAUUAUUAUUAUUUAAAAUCAAAAGAAGAAUAAAUUUUUACUAACAGGUGGAUUUUAAAAUGUUUAGUAAUCCAUUGUACAUGUACGACAGAAUGUCACUAUUUUAAUCCAUUGCUAUGUAAACUUGUAUAUAUACAUGUAUAUAUAUAUAUUCUAAUGGUUCUGAUGUUAUGAAAAAUAAGUGUAUCCAAAGAAAAUACUUUUUACAAAUUACUGUUGUUAUUAUUAGAUUCGAAUCAAAUACAGAAUACACCUAUGCUUUGUAGAAUCAAACUUUUUAAAAGUCGUUAGACACGAAGUUGUGUUGGAUUUUUCUAGUUGCUCAGUCUUUAAAAACAUUUUGUGGCAGUCAACAAACGGGCUGUUUUUUAUGAGAUUUUCAUAUAUAUAAAUAUAUAUAAAAUAAAGCAUGACUGAUGCAUACAUAUUUUGGAUUACUUUUCAUGUUUGUGGGGGGGGGGUAAUUUUUUUUUUUUUUUUUUUUUCAAUUCCAAGAUGGAUCUUGAUGUUAAAAAACAUGCAUUAUAAUAUGAUGUAUUUCUUGCCUGCUGGUGUGAAAUACAAACAGGAUUUCCGAUUAUUGCAGCAUAGUUUGUACCGUUUCAUUCUCUGUGAUUUAUUUAAAUUUUAUGUUGUGAUCUGCCAUGAUUUUUUUUUUUUUUUUUUUUUUGAUUUUUUUGUGUAACGUAUAUUUUGCAGUAUACCUGUAUUCAGUGUUAACUAGAACUAGUAGAAGUUACAAGGAGCAUUAGACGACUGUGAAUCAUUUACCAAAUCCCAAUCAUCAUUUAUAUUAUUCAUCAUAGCUGCGAGGUAAUUGCAAUUAAUUGACCUCAUCAUUUCAUUGGUUAAAAAUACCUCAGUAGUGAUAUUUCUAUUGGCUGGUUAGUGAGCCAAGUGCAUUGGAGAACUGGAUGUGAUUGCAUCCAGGGUAGGUGAGGGCAGAUUUGGAGGGGUAGGGUGGGGUAGAGAGACGGGUGAGUAUAUGUAAUGUCCUGUGUGUUCAGGAUUUGUGUCUAACAAAGAGGCUAUGUUUUAUACAUGUACAAAUACAAUAUGUGUAGCCUGAUGUUUUGUGGAAGAAAUGUACAUUUAUAUUUAAUAUUUUCUGUAGAUUGUUGGGCUUUGUGUUUUUUUGUUUUUUUUCGUAUUGGUGAUAAUGGCCAAUCACUUGUAAGAAUUUGUUGUAUUUAUCUUUUUUGAGGGUUUUUUUUCUUGUUUGUAACUGCUAUACACACACAAAAAGUGGUAUAGGGUUUUUCCCUAACAAUUAAUUAACUGCCGGCCAAUUACAUAUUUGCGUUAAUCUUUAUUAAAAUUAUAUUUUAAUUUGUGUACAUGUCUAUACAUUUUUACAGGAACUUACAGCUGUAUUAGAUUUCCGAAGCAAGUUUCGACCUAUUUCAAUUCUCAUUUGUCCCAGAAUUAAUCAUAGUUGUGGGGGAUGGGAAAACAUUUUUUUUUCAUAUAUAUAAAUUGUUACAUUUAUGCAUAUGAACGAAAAUAAUGUACUAGAUAAAAUAAUGAUCACACUACUGUCAGCCACCCCACCCUCCCCCACCCCCAACCCCAGUUAUGUUUUAUUAUUGCCCAAUCCCUCAAUAUCUCAUAAUUUAUGAAACUGCUAUAAUGACUGAUUUGCAAAGUGUCAUAAUUUAUUUAUAUACGCAAGAAAAUGAAUAUUCAUUAAAAAUUAAGAAUGCUAACUAUAUGUAUCACAACCAGACCUUAUUAGGCUGUAAUAUACUGAACAACAAAAGAAAAGCGAAUAUUAAUUUUGUUUUUUCUUUAAUUUAUUUAAAAUCAUUCAGUUUGAAUGUCACUUGUUUUUCGGUCUAUUAAAAUUACCAAUGUUUUGUGGAAAAAAACCCACCCAAAUUAGGCUCAUUUUGAAAGUCAAUUUACCAAGUCAUUUUAUAAUGAAAAAUAUUUAAGUAUUAAAACGUAUGUAUUUCAUUUUUUGUUUGGUAUAUAUGAUAUUAAUGAGUUGUUUUGGGUGGGGUGUUUUGGGGGUGUUUUGGGGUGUUUUAACUUUUAUAUUGUAGCAUGAAUCUAAUUUAAUUCUUCCUCUUAAAGACUUUAAAUUUGAAUCUCAAGAAGCUGCUUAAUCUACCUCAGUUUGUCAAAAGGGGCAAGGGUGGGGGGAGGGGGGUCAUAGGUCAAAAUAUACACUAUUCUGCUAUUCUGAAAUCAUUCAUUUUCCAUAUAGACUAGUAAAACAAAUCUUGCAGUAUUCCGUCAAGAAUAGUUUCAAUACUACAGGGGAAAGCGGAAUUUGCAUGCAAUUAAUCCAUCUUAGCAUUUUAACCUGCAAUAUUAUUCAACGGUGUUCUGAAUCUGCUGGACUUUAUAGCUAUAGUGUGUGCACCAUAAUUUAGGAUGCUCCCUCCCCUUGAAAUAUAAUGAGCCCAUCCCACAAGGGAGAUAAUACAUUCUCAGAUGGAAUAGUGCUUUCUCAAAUGCACUAUUCCUUGGAAUAGUGACAAUAAUUAAGUUCUGACCCCUGCGAUGACUUUAAAAAAAAAAAAAAUAGAAUCAUGAAGUUUGAUAUAUUUACUGUCAGGAUGUGUGAUCUGCAAUGUCAGUUAGAGGUGUAAAACUUAAUUAGCUAAAUGAUUACUAAUAGGUUUGAGAUUCAUGCUACAGAUACUAAUAAUAAAUAUCUAAAGGCAUCUUAAAUUUAAAUAAUUAUUUAGGAUUUUGUAGGUACUGUAAUUCAGGGGGGGUAUCAAGUUUAUGUUCUGAGUAAAAAUUAUUUUGUCGCAAGACCUAUGAAAAUGUAUUUGAUGAGUGGCAUAAACCUAAUAGGUAACGGUAGCAAUAAUAUUGUUUGUUUGGGAGUUUUUGGUAGGGGCUUUCAAACACUGAGGUUAUUAGUGUAAAUUUUUUUAGACAAAGGCAUCAGAGGCAGGGUUGCCAGGCAGCACUGAACUCCCCAACUCUGAAAAAAAAUGCAAUUCCCUCACCCACCCCCAUUAAUAAAUAGCUGCUGGUACCCUCUACUCUAAAGUCAUUGAUAUCUUCCAAUGACUAUAUUACAUCUUUGCUUUUUUUUCUUUUUUCAAACCUCCUCAGCAGAAUUUUUGCUAUCAGAAUUGGGGAAUUUACUUGAUUCUGCAUGUAAAUAUAUAUUGAAUACAAAUCAGACAAAAAUUGUUGUCUGUUUCUAGAUCAUUCAGAGUAAUUGGUUUUUAAUUUUAAUUGAGAGUUAUCUACCUUGUGUGUACCAGUUUACAUUACAACUGUCCUGUUUCUGUUGAUACGCUUUCCACAUUGCAUAUAAAUUAAAAUCAUUCUUUUAGGGAUCAUUUCUUUCCUGUCCUGGAUGGAGCCGGUAAAAGUCGAUACCUGCACCCAUGACAGGCGUGUGCUACAACAGCUUGUUCUGAAUGUGCACGUUAAAACCUAUGACCUGACCUGACCUCAUAAAAUUUAAUCUUGUGAACAAGGAAAGUAAUUGCACAAGAAAAGAGUUUAAAAUGUUGGUGGGUGCAGGUGACGUGGUUAAUGUUUUAGAACAUUUAGUUUAUAGAGAUGAUAUUUCUCGAGGUGGGGGGGGGGUCGAUAAUUUUCUAUUUUAGUGCUGAAACUGUUCCAUUCUUUUUGUUCUUUCAUGAAAAGUUCACCAUAAACAUUGUCGUGGAUCCUCAGGGGAGUCGCAAGCUGCCCCUAAUAAACUCAUAUAUUGUUGUUGUUUUUUAAUCUUCUCAUUUUUCUGGAUUUUGUUUUCAAGGUCAUUUUUAUUACCGAGUUUUAUAAUUAUUAUUUUUUUGUCAGAAUAGCAGUACCAUAUUUCCUCCAGUAAGCACUGGGCCUCAAAUAAGCAACAGGCUUCCAAUAAAUGCUGGGUAAGACUGUCGAAAACUGAUUAAUCCCUGGCAUAAUUUAGGAACAUUAUAUGGACAGAUCAUAUUAAUUUGUUCAUUAUUUUGUUAAAGUUUUAAAGUUUUGUUACAGUUCGAAAUUAAAGUUUAAAAAUAAUAAAAAUUGUAAAUUUGUAGUGUUUAGCUUUAAUUUCUAAAAUUUGUUUGAAAAAAAAAAAGGCCGGGUCUUCAAUAAGCACCGGUCUCCAAUAAGCACCAGUCUCCAAUAAGCACCAGUCUCCAAUAAGCACCAGUCUCCAAUAAGCACUGUGUGUGCAACCAUUUUGAAAUGAAUAAGUUCCUGGGUGCUUAUUAGAGGAAAUACGGUAUGCACAAUUCCGUGUUUAUCAUAUGAUCAAAUAUAUGACCAAAGACCUCUACUGCAAAUGGCCCGAGUAUGGUUUACAUGCCAGCUUGCAAUUCUUUGUUACUAGUUUUUAACAGUCGGUAAAUGAUAUAAUGCAAUUUUUGUGCAUUAUUACCCGUUGUACACAAUGGCAGUUUAAACGUUUAUUUUAUUGUAUUUAUAAUACAAAUGACAAAUAACUGUAAAUAUUUGCAAUGUUUCAGCUGUAGAAGAAAAUUGUACUGUAUUAAAAAAACAAAAAACACUGGUGUACAAAUAUAAAUUUCUAGUCCACUAGUAAAUGGGAAGAAAAAGGCAACAAACAGCAAAUUUCUAUUUAUUGUUAAUAUGGGCACAUGUACAUAAUCUGUUUAAGAAUCAUUUGAGUUGUAUCCAGAAGUAAUAGAAAAUGAAAACACAUGAAUGCUAAAUACAAUGGAAUAUAAGCAAUCGAAAAAUGGAGAGAGAGAGAGAGAGAGAGAGAGAGAGAGAGAGAGAGAGAGAGAGAGAGAGAGAGAGAGAAAAGGGAGAGAGAGUACUUGAUGGCAGGGAGAUUAAAUCUAUUUUAAUUGAUGAAAAGGGGAAAUAACCCAUAUUGACAGACAACAGGAUAACUAAUUUUUGAAAAAAAAGGGAUAUAACUUCAUAUUUUAUUGUUAGUAUAAAGAUAUUAUUCAUUUUUGUUUGUCAAAAAAGGUAGAUAACUCUGAAUAUAUGUUUAUUAUUUCUUCUAUGUGUUUUGCAUUCAGAGAGUAAUUUUAUAAAGGAUACAACUCUUUAAUCCAAGUGAGAGUUACUAACAGAAGUUGUGACAAUACUCUUUAUGAAUGAAAAUAAAAACUAUUUGUUUUGUAUACAGUGACUGUAAAUGACUGUACAUGUAUCUGACUUAUUAACACGGAAGUCUGUUAACUUCUACAUAGAUGAUUAGUGUGUAGAUACUGGUGUGUCCAAAAUUAAAACAGGCUUCAACAUAU
Gigantopelta aegis is the source of this 11015-nucleotide messenger RNA. RefSeq names its product glypican-6-like. Lineage: Eukaryota; Metazoa; Mollusca; Gastropoda; Neomphalida; Peltospiridae. Gene Ontology annotation, cellular component: plasma membrane; cell surface; extracellular region. Bases 201 to 1991 code for a protein of 596 amino acids. Gene Ontology annotation, biological process: regulation of signal transduction; regulation of protein localization to membrane; cell migration. The transcript is spliced from 8 exons. The record is from RefSeq and is a predicted model, not a curated record.